This is a messenger RNA of Drosophila novamexicana, 628 nucleotides long. Its product is annotated as single-pass membrane and coiled-coil domain-containing protein 4 homolog. The record is from RefSeq and is a predicted model, not a curated record. Bases 259 to 435 code for a protein of 58 amino acids. NCBI's taxonomy places the organism in Eukaryota, Metazoa, Arthropoda, Insecta, Diptera, Drosophilidae. The transcript is spliced from 3 exons.
CCUUACGAAUCAGCUGUGGCAACUGGCCGACAACAACAACAACAUGCACAACUUUCUUAAGCGCGUUCGACGAGAGGAAGAGGCACGAACACGAGAAGAGAUGUGUUAAAAUCAAUCCAGAAACUACUUGUUGACAAAGCCAAGCGGCAGCCACCUGAACAACUCUAGCGCUCUGUCCAGCGCUGUUUGCAUAUUCUAAAUAUACAUACGCACGCAUAAAAACUCUACACGUCAUCAGACUUUCUGUCGCGGAACAAAAUGCGUCAACUAAAAGGCAAGGUAAAGGAAACGCGAAAGCAAAAGAAGGAGCGCAAAUUGGAAAACGCACAAAUGCAAGCAAAAAUUGGAACUGUGGUUCUGCCGGCGCUUGGAGUUAUUGCCAUGAUGAUAGUGGCGUUUAUUUACCUGAAGACGAGACCUGCAAUCUUGGCCUAGAAGAGAAGCCAAAAGGAAACUUGAAGUACCUUAAGCUAGUAUAGGCAUCAACGAUUUUAUUAUGUACUUGUGCUCGUGUUUAACAUUAACCUUAUAAUUGCGUCCAUGUGAAAUGUGCAAUUUGUUUUUAAAUAUUACACUAUAUUGUAUAAACACACCAGUUGAAUAAAUAAACGCGACGAAAUUGAGCGGA